UUGAUACAAGAACUUGAGACCAAUGUGGUAAUGUAUAAUAGGAUGUGGGGCACAGAUGUUGUUUAUGGCUUACAUAAUCGUCUCACUCUUCCUAUUGGUGACCCGGCCACCCCUGACAAAUGGUUUCAACUGCCAGAGAUGGGAUACCUUGUUGCCACAAAGUACCAAUUGGUUCUCGUAUCCUUAUCCUCUAUGGGUUGUAACACAUACUUUCCACUGAUAGGAGCCGGCCCACGAGAUGAGCAUUCUGUUAUAGCUAUUGGACAUGUGAUAAAUCACUGGGUACAGCUCCAAUUAACUCCUGGACAUCCUAUGCCGACUAUUGCUCCCCAGUGGGAAUGGCACAGUGAUCUUGCCUCCAAAUACUGGCGCAACCUAUAUGGUCCACGUUUAGGCAUGUAUGAUGCACAAUUCCAAGCUUGGCUUGGUGCUUUUAGUGGUCAUGCGGACUUUGUGGACAUCACCACAGAUUGAAUGUUCUUGUAUUGUGUAAUAUUAAUUUGUAAACUCUCUGUAAUUUGGUAGAAUGUGGCCCUUAUCACAGGUUGUUGUUAAUGAUGAAAAUCUAGACAUCAUCGUAGAUUGGCAGGUUCAUGCGUGUACUUUUGGUAAU
Molecule: messenger RNA, 613 nt
Organism: Lotus japonicus
Lineage: Eukaryota; Viridiplantae; Streptophyta; Magnoliopsida; Fabales; Fabaceae
Exons: 2
Coding region: 31-474 (147 amino acids)
Source: RefSeq, a predicted model, not a curated record